UAAUUAAAUAAUGUCCACCAGACGCUUAGCCAAGUCCCUGUAUCGACAGCUAUUGCGGGAAGCUGAAAAAUUACCUUCAUAUAAUUUCAGAUUGUAUGCCAUUCGUAAAAUACGCGACACAUUCCAAACUAAUAAGACCAUCAAUGAUUUUCAACAAAUCGAUAUGGAGAUUGCCACAGCCAAACAGAGUUUGGAAAUGCUAAGAAGACAGGCCAUCAUUGGACAUCUAUAUUCGGCAGAAAAAUUGGUUAUCGAAAACAAGAAGAGACUAAAACACUCGGAUGAUUAAAA
This is a messenger RNA of Musca vetustissima, 291 nucleotides long. RefSeq names its product protein bcn92 (gene bcn92). The transcript has 3 exons. Bases 11 to 289 code for a protein of 92 amino acids. Gene Ontology annotation, cellular component: mitochondrion; L-cysteine desulfurase complex. Gene Ontology annotation, biological process: iron-sulfur cluster assembly. NCBI's taxonomy places the organism in Eukaryota, Metazoa, Arthropoda, Insecta, Diptera, Muscidae. The record is from RefSeq and is a predicted model, not a curated record.